ACACUUGUCUGUCUCCAUUAAGGAAUAACAUGACCAUCUCUCAGCCAGACGCAGGGGUUUUGUGACGUUCCAUAGAAGUGUUUGGCGAAGAUACAGGAGAGAUGCUGCUCUCUUUAGCCUGGCCUGUCCAUCAGCUGGCCUUGUUGUAGCCAGAACCGUGUACCAAAGGUCUGUUUUGGGAAAGAGAUGACUGAUUGCUGAAUGAAUGUUUAACCCACUGUGCCAAUGGGGAUGCCAGUGUCUGUGUACAUGGAGAGGUGAAGGACCUGAUAGGUUAGUUUGAUUGUGGGUUCACAAAACACAAAGAGAGAGGUGCAAUAUACUGAGCAGUAGAGAGUGGAGGAAAGAGAGAGGGAAAAAAGACAAAAGUCAGGAUUGAGACUAGAGUAGAACAAGAAUUGAGAGAGAGAACAUCAUUGAGAGAGAGAGAACAUCAUUGAGAGUGUAACACUCCAUCUGGAGGGUUUGAAGAGUGGCUACCGAGUGUUAUGGUGAGGAACAUGGAUUCAAUCAAGUCACCAGUCAGUCGGAAGGUCAGUCUUUGCUAACCAGUGUGUGUCAGAGAGAGAGAGAGAGAGAGAGAGACUGGGUGUGAGUAAGGAGUUACCACAGGAUUGGAACUGGUUCUAUGGCAAGUUACAGUCAAAGAGAGAGCAGCGAGCUUAGAGGAUUGUAACAGGCAACAGUACCGUAAUAGCAAUCGUGUUUGUAGUAGAAGAGAGUGCAGUGUGUGUGUUAGUGUGGGGAAGGAGGACCAGUGAGAGUGUAUGAGUUAAAAGGACGGAGAGCUGGAGUUAACUGAAACAGCAGCAAGAAGGUAUAUCAUUAUCAUCAUCAGUCCACCACAGCCAUGGCGUCAGCUGCUCUAGAACUGAUGGGCUUCAUCAUGGGUCUGCUAGGCAUGCUGGGUACCCUGGUGUCCACAGUGCUUCCCCACUGGCGGACAUCUGCCCACAUCGGGCCCAACAUCAUCACUAGCGUGACCAAUAUGAAGGGCCUCUGGAUGGAGUGUGUCUACCAGAGCACCGGAGCCUUCCAGUGUGAGACCUACAACUCCAUGCUGGCCUUACACUCAGACCUCCAGGCCUCCCGGGCCCUGAUGGUGGUCUCCGUGGUCUUUUCCGUCCUGGCCAUCAUCAUCUCCACCGUGGGCAUGCAGUGUACCAUCUGCAUGGAGGGCUCCGAGGCUAAAGGCCGAGUGGCCGGUACUGGGGGAGGCCUCUUCCUCACCGCAGGGUUCCUGGCUCUGAUCCCGGUGUCGUGGACCACCCACGAGGUUGUCCAGACCUUCUACCAAGCCAACCUGCCCAACAGCCUGAAGUACGAGCUGGGGGACUGUCUGUACGUGGGGCUGGCCGCCGCCCUGCUCUCCAUGCUGGGCGGGGGGCUGCUGUGUGUCUCCUGCUGUGAGAAGGCGGAUGGGGGGCGCCGUGGAGGGAGGAGACACGGUGGAGGGUACCCCUACCCAGCCCCGGGCAUGGGGGUAGCCACUGGGAGGGCCAGGACCAGCUCACAGACGUAUAGGAACCCAACGCUACAGAUGGGGGUGAACGCUGCCACCAAGGCAGCGACCCUGGCAAGAAGUCACACCAGCACUACUACCCAGUCCAGCACCCCCGCCCAGGGGGCCAAGAAAGACCCACGUCGCAACCCUGCAGUGGGCUACGAUGUCACCGGGUACGUCUGAUCGUGUUCAGGCCAAUGUUAACAUUCACACACACAUCACGCUGUCUCUUCUAUACAGUAUGUGGUGCAGAGAAUGACCACCCCAACAACAUGCUAAGGUAACUGACUGUGUUAUCAUUUACAAUUAACUGCUCCUCACAAUGGAACUCAGAGAGACUUGUAGUGCUUGACCAUGCAUACAGUACUGUAGUGACUGAACGAACUGAGCAUGUUUUAUAGUUGAUUUACUAUUGAAAAUGGAUUUAUUGCAGUAACAUCUGUCUUGAUGUGAUUACUCUGAAGUGUUUGCUCCAUCUGGAGAUAAGGUCUCUUGAAAGUAAACACACACUCAGUAAUCACACACAGCUAAUGUACCCCAGUGACCUCGCACUGCAGGCUGUGCCAGCCUCUUCAGUAAGGUCCACCAACAGCGAUACUGUAUCACUCAACCAAAUAGGUUUUUAGGACACACUUUCUUUUAUGCCUUUUCACCCUAGAGUCGAUGUCCACGGCCACGCGGAAAUCGAAAUGGGCAUAAUAAAAAAAUCCCCAUCAAAAUCUGUCUGUUUAAGCUAGAGAUAUCUGCAUGGACUGUGUGUCAAUCCAGCACAUCCGCCGAUGUUGACCUUCCUCAUCUGCAGUGGAAGGUGGCCGAACUACAGCGGUGGUUGUCAGACCAUGAGACAUCCCGAAAAUCAGUGUUCUAAUGAAAACAUAUGUAGUGACUCUCACAAACACGAUGGUGUUCUCCGUUUUGCUCUACAACCCCCACAAGCGUCUUGGGACUCGUCUGAAGUCGGUACCGCCAAUCUGCCAACUUCUGUGUGUAGCGUCCCAACAGUUUGGGCUGCACACUAAUAUGACCCCUCUAUUUUUUUGCUCUACGACCCACACAAGCCUCGUCUGAAGGUAGCCCGGUAGCAGUUGAAAAAAUGAAUGGAAGUAUGUAAUGGUAGCUUAGUGCCCCAGAAAAUGUGUUAAAUAUUGCAAAAAAAUAUACAUUUGUAUAAUCAUUUCCUGAUCUGUCUUAUAUCUCUCAGAUACAGGACAGACACUUUAAAACAAACGUCCUUUUGAUAUUUUUUUCUGUUUUUCCAUGUAUGAAUCUGUUAUUCAAUGCAUUUCUAUGGGCUAAUAGCAGUAAAGCCAAAUUUAAUGUUUCAUAAAAAAAUGUAUAAAAUAAAUAUGUUUUUAUACCUAAAUGGGUCCUAAAAUUCAAAAUCAAAUAAUAAAUGAUCCUUGGUAUGACCAUCUUAAAACAAUUCCAUAUGUUAGCUUAGUAGAACCCCCCUCCCCACCCCAGACUCUGUGAAUUAAAAUCAUUGACAAAUGUUCAUUAUCAAUUACUAUGUUAGCUAAUCUCCUCUACAUGUUUCUUUUGAUUGAUAAUCAUUCAUGUGAAAGUUUAAAUGAUUUCUUCUGUUUCAUGUGAUUUAACACUACUGAUUUUGUUUUUUCAUCGUUUUUUCAUAUUAAGACCUGUUUACAAAUAAUUUCAACACUUUCUAACCAUAACUUCUAUUUUCCAAAGAUAUUUUGCAGUCAAAAUAGUUAAGAAAAAAGCAAGUGAUUUAACUAAAUAAAAUAUAUUUUGAUCUUCA
This is a messenger RNA of Salmo salar (Atlantic salmon), 3266 nucleotides long. The record is from RefSeq and is a predicted model, not a curated record. Lineage: Eukaryota; Metazoa; Chordata; Actinopteri; Salmoniformes; Salmonidae.